Messenger RNA from Mya arenaria, 2817 nucleotides. RefSeq lists its product as uncharacterized. The transcript has 12 exons. Bases 570 to 1190 code for a protein of 206 amino acids. The record is from RefSeq and is a predicted model, not a curated record. Lineage: Eukaryota; Metazoa; Mollusca; Bivalvia; Myida; Myidae.
CUUAAUAUGUCACUACUGAAAUUAGUUUUUAGCAACAUUUUUCUAUGUGUCGCGUUUGCUAGCUCAAAAAUCGCACUUGAAGUUGGAAGAUGUGGCGAAGAUACUAAAAUCGUCUGCUCAGGGACGGAUACAUUUGCAUGGAACAUUCGUAAAAAUGGCUAUCAAAUAGCCGGGAAAGGCAGUUUGCCAGACACUACGAAGUAUUCAGUUAGAGAAUAUCCGACAAAUGUGGUGCUGACAAUCCACAACACUAGUGUCAAUGAUGGCGGAUCCUACAACUGUGAGGUAGCGAAUGACGGCAGAAGCGAAACAAAGGACCUACAGCUUAAUUGCAGUUUAUCGUUUGUGAUAUCAUCUCAGAUCCUUUUAAACAAAACUGUUACUCUAAAAUGCUAUACUGCAAUCUGACAGUUGCAUCUUGCAAACAUAUUUCGGGAGUAAGUUAGUCGGAGCCUACGACAGUGUGUUUAGAGAACUUUCAAACCAGGAUCAAACCAAGUAUGAGGUUUUUCGAGAAAUUUCACAGAGCAUAACUACCUUAACCAUAAAUAUUCGUCAGUUUACCUCGAAUGAUGUCGGAACGUACACAUGCAGGAACAUCGUUACUUCGGAGACGAAAGACAGUUUUCCUUAGUCUUUCAGAAUCUAGCCGAACUAGAAGAGUAAUCGUCGUAGUAGUUGGUGGAAUUGUUGUUGGAGUUGUUGCUCUAGCUGUUGCUGUUAUGGCUUAUUUUCAAAUUCCGAGAAGAUAUCGGUUUCCUUGUAGGCAUACCUCAGACAGUGCAAGUACUACCGUAAACCAAUCAAAUCCAGUGUCACAGGAAGCGUCAUCUAACGAGCACCUCACUACCAGCGAACAAACGGAAUACACAGAAAUAGGCAUGACUGCUGUUGGACCAUCUAGUGCUGGCAGUCUCCUCAACGAAACCACAUCGUACGAGCGUCUUCACAACAGAGAAAAUGCCGCAUACGUAGACCUGGAAAGUUGCCAAAGGCAAUAUGUGAAUCAACAUCCACACUCGCAAACAGCAGGCAGUAAUUAUGAAAUUCCGGACAACCAAGAAUCGUCAAUGGAACCAAGAGAUUAUGAUAACGGAACAAACCCGAAGCAUACUCAAGUCAGUACGUAUGACCAUGUAUAUACAGCUCCGAUUGAACAUCAGUAUACGGCGCUUGGUGCCACGAAGUAGACAAUACAGCUGCUUGUGAGUUAAAGAAGAAGAAGAAGAUACAGCUGAUUGUGAUAUAUAAAAUAGACAUGCUUGCGAUUUAUAUCAUAUAAUUUUACUGGAGAUUUAUUGAUGAAAACGAUACAUAUGUUUGUGAUUCAUAGUAGAGGAAGAUAUAUUUUCUUUUGACUCAUAGAAGAAUAAACAUUUGCAUGUAACUUCAAAGAGGUAGAGGAUGCAUUUGCUUGUGACUCAUAGAAGUAGAACAUACAUUUGUUUGUGACUCACAUACUAAAACGCUGUAAUAUACAUUAAAAUUUCAAAGCAAGAACAUUAUAUCGAAACAUUGAAAACAGUUUGAAGCAUAUAUACAAGUAACUACAUUGUUGUAGCACAAGUCAUUCAUAUGAGCACGGUAAUUUGAGCAAUGUUGCAUAGUUGAAUAUAUAGCCAAGAAAACACAUUGGCGUGAAUGCCGAUACCUUAGUGAUCUUUAAUUGGCAAAGGCAUUUUAAAUUACGAAGAAAUGAAAUUUCUGAUGUCUCUUGUGUAAUAGUCAGUUAUUUUAAAUUACGGGGACUUUUAUGGUACCCGAUGAUAUGUUCCUAAAAAUCAUAUGGCGUGGGUGUAGUGUAUUGUCAUCACAUCACACCUCUGGCAUUAUUGGCAAAUCGUUGUAAAAACAAGACAAACAAAACAAACGAAUCGACUUUAUGCACAACAACAGAGUAGUAGGCAAAAGGUGUCUUUUUAUUCUAUUUAUUGAACUUUUUUCGAAUAUUCGAAUGCCGAUCAUAACAUUCGAAUACCAAACGUUUGAUCGAAUGUUUGAAUAUUUAUUUUUAUUUACUUUCUUGUCAAUCAACCCACUCGGUGAGUUACUUUUGUAACAAUACUUAAAGUUAAAAUUGUCCUCCUUUUUUAUUAUUCUGUUGCUUAUGCAAUGUUUUGCCCUAAUUUGACCUAAACAAUCGUCGUUUAAUUUAACAAACUUGUGUAUAUAGAAUAAGAAGUCGAUGUCUAAAAGUUAAUCGUGCUAGUUGGUUAAAAUAUUUUUAUUUUACAUCGACGUAUUUUCACUAAGAACAAAUGUCUUGUUUAAAAACACUGCUGAGAAGUAAGUGAAUUAUACACCUUUAAAAAUGAACAGAUGUGGUAAGCUUUUUACGAGUACGUUAAACAAAUUCCCUAAGAACGAGUGAAAUGCUGUAUAUUAUAUUACGGAACGAAAAGUCCGAAACACGCUGUGUCGAGGGAAGGCUGUUUUAGGCGGGUCAGUUACUAUAAAUAUGUAAACACAGCGUUUAAGUCGUGAAUGGCAUGACACCAUUGUCAACUCAUUGGACCCCGACUAAAGGAAAGAAGCCCAAGAAAAAUUAAUUGUUUAUCAAAUGUUAUAUUUUUACAAAAAUAUGUUUUACUGAUGUCGUCAAUAAUUACUAUGAAAAGAUACAUUUAAAAGGGACUCGCAUGUUGUAAAGGUUCGGAAUUUAAACACCAUGUAUCUAUAUAUUUAAUAGCUGCUUGUUGUUUGAUGUGCAAAUAAAUGAAAACAUAGUUCAGUUUCAAAACCUUUUUAAUAUAUUCGUGAAUAUUAUGAAUAUUUGUUUAUUGUCACUUCUAAAAGGUUAAGAUUGAAAUGAACAUA